AUAGGUAACUCGAGCUUCAUUCGUUAAAUUCCCUCACAUUCCUACGGUUGUUCUUAACGUUUAAUACUCUCAGUCGCGUUAUUAUGGCAACUAUCAGAUACUUCUUUAUUGUUUUAUCUGUCUGCGUUUUCAGUACGUUCGCAGACGAUUCAUACGAAAAAGAUGCCAUGGCUAUCUAUAAAUUAACUGACGAGACGGCUUUUAUAAUGUUUGUAGAAAAAGAUGGCAUAAAUCCGCAAAAUAAAGAUCCAAAGGUAGAUCCAGGUUUCGUUAAUCAAGAAGCGGUGUUUAUUCUAAAACAAUCUAAAGAUCAUAAAGCCUAUAUGGAUGUUAUCGUUAAGCUUCUAGCAAAGGGGAUAAAAGAAGCUAAGAGGUACGGAAAAAGGUUUACUUUCAAAAUAGCAGAAAUAACAUUUGGAACUAUAUUCGUCCAAAGACAAUGAUAAUUCUUGGGGAAAAAAGAAAACCUUAUUCUAAAAAGUUUGAAAAAAGAUAAUGUAAUCACAAUUGGCGAAUAAUAAUAUAUUUUAAAUUUUAAAUAAACAUAAAAUUAUAAUAGUUUUAUUUAUAACAAUAUAAUGUUCUA
Messenger RNA from Adelges cooleyi (spruce gall adelgid), 586 nucleotides. RefSeq lists its product as uncharacterized. Bases 84 to 443 code for a protein of 119 amino acids. The record is from RefSeq and is a predicted model, not a curated record. The transcript is spliced from 7 exons. NCBI's taxonomy places the organism in Eukaryota, Metazoa, Arthropoda, Insecta, Hemiptera, Adelgidae.